Branchiostoma floridae (Florida lancelet) is the source of this 926-nucleotide messenger RNA. RefSeq lists its product as uncharacterized. Lineage: Eukaryota; Metazoa; Chordata; Leptocardii; Amphioxiformes; Branchiostomatidae. The record is from RefSeq and is a predicted model, not a curated record. The transcript has 5 exons. Bases 197 to 694 code for a protein of 165 amino acids. Gene Ontology annotation, molecular function: protein binding.
AGAUAAUAGAGUAUUAGGAGAAUAUUUCCAUUCUUCAUAUUUUCUUCAGAUAAUAUUGGCCGUCCUUGUCGCUUUCAUAGCUGUCAAAGACACUUCAGCGGCAUCCACAGUACAGAUUCGAACAAGUGGUGACAACUUUGCCGGCACUGACGCAGGGGUCGAUUUACAGCUGGGCGUUAUACAUUUGGAUGGAUCGAUGACAAGCUUCCCAUGUAGUUUCAGUUGUGGAGGUGGUCAGUGCGAAAGAGGGGAUACUGACACAGUGUCCUGUUCCGACUUGAAUGGCGUCUUGAGGAGUGUAUAUCUGAAAAAUAACGGUGGAGGAUUUGGUCCAGACUGGAAAGUUGAUUGGGUUAAAGUUUCCUAUGGAGGAUAUCAGUACAACUUAGACUUCUACAGAUGGAUCGAUAAAGGACAGAGUUCAACGGAAUUUGUUUCAGCCGCCUCAUGUUCCCAACCAUCCCCUCCCCCUAAUGGAUACUACAGCUCCGGCACGAGUCAUAACAGCCUAGGUUACCCAAGAUGCAACACCGGCCAUCCGGGAUACUAUCUGACCUCCUCAUCUGAAAGUAGCUACCGUUGCUAUGGAGGUUACCGGUACCCUAAAAACCCAAGUGUAACAUGCAGCGGUAAGGUGGUAUUGACUAGCAGUUUCAAUAAGAAAUUAUUUGUGACAUAUCUAACCAAUUUGUAGUUCAUUUGUUCAAGUCUAGAAACGUCAUAGUCAUGGGAUAACUGUGCAACAAUACUGUCUAAUGACCUUGUCACUUAGUGACAAGUGCUGAUUCAGAAAUAAAUCCAGUCUCAGGAUACUGUGUUGUGGACCAAAUUUUUUUAGACCUUGGUAAGUCUACUUUAUAACUGAAAUUAAAGCGCAGUGGUGGUCAGUGCUUUUGCAUACGAUUAUGCACAGCUCGCAGCGCGAC